UUUGUGGCGUCUCUACCCUAAAGCUUGCCAAUAUGUUUCUCAGCGGCAUUGUGCCUUUAGUACUAUUAAUAGUUCAUUCAUUGGAAGCAUCGCCUGUUGAGCCUUUAGCACCGAUCAUUGGAGGAUCUAAUGUUGAGGGCAAGAAGGUACCAUAUCUAGUUAGCAUAACAGUAAACUCUAAACCGUUUUGUGGAGGUUCCAUCAUAGCGGAUCGUUGGAUAUUGACUGCAGCACACUGUUUUAGCGGGAAUAUGGUGAAAAAUGCAGCUGUUCGUGUUGAGACCAAUAAUUUUACUGCGAGUGGAACUUUAUACCGCAUCGAUCGUGCUAUAGCUCAUGAAACAUUUUUUCCGGGCGCAUUUCGUGACGAUGCUGGACUGCUUCGUUUGAGGAGCCCUCUGAAGUUUGGAGAGCGUGUUAAGAAGAUCGAAUUAUUGUUGCAGAUUGUUCCGAAUAAUGCCACACUGACACUUGUCGGUAGGGGUUCUAUUAGUCAAGAUCGCAAAAAAACCAAAAAUAACUCAAAUUAUCAAAGCUAAAAACAUUGCCUUGAAGCUUUGUCGCAAGAUGCAACCAGAUGCUAUUUACCCUGGACAUUUGUGUACAUUUGCUAAAAAAGGCAAAGGCG
Messenger RNA from Anopheles merus, 628 nucleotides. RefSeq names its product chymotrypsin-1-like. Lineage: Eukaryota; Metazoa; Arthropoda; Insecta; Diptera; Culicidae. Gene Ontology annotation, molecular function: serine-type endopeptidase activity. The record is from RefSeq and is a predicted model, not a curated record. The coding region runs from base 33 to 539 and encodes 168 amino acids. The transcript is spliced from 3 exons. Gene Ontology annotation, biological process: proteolysis.